Electrophorus electricus (electric eel) is the source of this 3067-nucleotide messenger RNA. It is a transcript of the gene ccser1, whose product is annotated as coiled-coil serine-rich protein 1. Lineage: Eukaryota; Metazoa; Chordata; Actinopteri; Gymnotiformes; Gymnotidae. The record is from RefSeq and is a predicted model, not a curated record.
UGCACGCUCGCGCAAUGGCUCUGUGUGGAAAUCAGGCACGUCAAUGAAAGCUGCCGCUGCUCGUGCCGUACACGUUCCGGCUUCAUCAACAGAUCGGAAGCAGACGAACCACCAGAAGGGUAGUAGAGCUCCGGAAUCCUGCAGACUGAGGACUUCCAUGCUUGUGCUUGAUGGGCGAGUCAGGACCACGUCGCUCCACCCUGGUCUCCAGGCUGCCCAUCUUCCGGCGCAGUGUGAGUAAGAGGCAGGACUCGCUCCCAUCCUCGCCCUCCUCGGGAGGUGUGGGCAAUGGCCUCCACACCUCCUCCCCCUCCAGCACCAACUCGAGCUCGAGCAGCACGGGCAAGCGCCGCAGCCUGUUCCGGGCGCCCGCCAUCGGCUUCCACGGCAGGCGGAGCGGGGGGCCCUGCGCCGACCCCGCCUCGCUCAGCUUGGACGGCCGGAGCCAGGCGUCCGAGCUGGGCUUGGCCGCGGGCUGCGACUCCAAGGUGCGCCAUUCCUUCGGUUUCGGGCGGCACAGGAAGCGGAUGAGCCGCUCCCAGACAGAGGACCUCGAGAAAGCCUCCGGCAAUCGCAACGUGUUCAUCAACUGCAUCAGCUCGGGGACUAACGAGGGCGAUGAUUCGGGGUUCCUGGAUGAUGGCAGCAGCAAGAGGUCCUCUAGGCACAGGAAGCAGCUGCUUCCCAAGUCCUUUUCAGCUCACCACCGAUUUUCCAAGAACUCCUUCAAUGUUCCCGAGCAGGGUAAAAGCCAGGAGGAGGUGGGGGAACCUCCCAAAACAGGAACCCCAGGUUCCUGGCCUGGAGAGCUGGCCGAAAGCUCUCUGCAGUCCCCCAUGAUCUCCGAGGACCGUACGACCGCCGUCACGCCCUCGGACUUCGUCCACAUCACGGAGGACUCUGUCUCAGAAGUGGAUGCGCUGCCCGCCCCGAGUCCGGCAGCCCCACCUGAGACCUCGGGCCACGAUGCGCCUACCUCGUGCGUGUGCUUCAGCCCGGGCGAGGCCGCUACGGAGCAGCCUCUGUUGCUGGACGCUAGCCACCCGGCCAACGGGCAGUGUGAGAGCACCGCGGUCUACGCAGAGCCGGCAACCCUGCAGACCGUGGAGGAGAUCCACCUGGAAAAGCAGGAGGCCGGCGGGUGUGAGCAGGCCCCGGAGCCAAGUGAGGAGAGCAGCUCCAACCCAGAGCCCCGGGAGAGGAAGCCACGGAACCCAGUUCUCAUCCAGCAGGUGGGAAAAUUGAGCGGCCUGGCUAAACUGGAGAGCAAGCCCAGACAUCCGAGGAAGCCCCACACAGUGUCCAUGUGCAGCAGCAGUCCCUACCACGACGUGAUGCGGAUGGAGAAGCGGCUCAGGUCGGCCUCGGAGGGCGCCGGGGGGCCCAGGCUUCACCUCAACCUCCGAGAGCCGCACUGCCUGGAGACCAGCACCCUGGCCGAGCAGAGGACCAACUCGUCGUCCUCCAAGAUGGGCAGCCUGGAUUUUAUGCUCAAUUUUGGCUCCUCUGAACUAGACGAGGACGAUUUAAUGCUGGACCUGGAGCUCUCGGACGACCAGAGGCAACGGCACGCUUCUCAGGAAGACUCCAGCCAAUCUCUCGCUUCCUGCCUGAACCUGCUGCCUUCUCCCCUGGAGCCCACUGCUGACCAGACCCCUGCGAAGGAGUCCAGAGAGCACAACAGGGAGCCGCGGCCACGCUCGCUGUGCCUGCCCCGCGACGAUGACCCUCCCGCCAGCCUGGAGGCGCUCCCCUUCAGGCAGAUGCAGCAGGACUGUACGGCAACGAAGACUCUGCUCUUACGCCUGCGCAGACUCCUUCAGGAGAGUACUGAGACCAGUCCUGCCAGCAGCCUUCAUUCGUUACCCAUAAGCCCUUGCAGUGAGAAAUCCCUUCUUCUCAAGGAUCCAGGGAGUGAAGAGUGCCAGUCCCUGCAGCAGCAGCUAAAGGAGAGAGAUGAGCUGAUCCUCAGACUGCAGGCUGAGCUGGAAGUUGUCCGUAAUGCACAGAAAACUCUUUGCCAAAAAGCUGAUAAAACAACCCAGACAGAUCUUGCAGUCUCAGAGCGACGGGACAGCUCUGGCCUGGUGAAUCGUCAGGGAGAGGAAGACAGCUGGAGGGGAAGGAAACCCUGAAGAAACGCGUCCCGGCUCAUCCAGCAGGUUCUCUCCCCGAGGUCCGCUGCUCCACUUAGAGCAGUCUGCUGGGAACGCCAGCUCUCUCUCUCUCCCCCUCUCCCUCUCCCUCUCUCUCCCAGUCCUAGUUCCGCAGCUCCGCCCGAUCAGGUCCAGCAAGGGAAAGACAGGCCGGCGUGCCUCGGUCUCACCAUCGUCCCUGUGCGAAACUGGAGCAUGUGUCUCGUGUGUUUUUAAGAAUGACCUUGCCAGAAUUCCGGAACGCCGCAGCCGGCCGAUGAGGCAGCGCUUAGCCCUCAGCCUUCGACGUUGGCGGUGCCGCUCGACUCCGUUCGGCAACCGCCGAAAGCCAAAUGCAUGUUGGGACAGAAGAGGGACCCCUCAUCUGCGUUGUCCCUGGCGCCGCCAUUACCGUAACAACCACUCCUUCACAUCGAAUGCCACGAUGGUGUGGUCGUUUUGGGGGGAAUUGAACAGUGUAACAGGAACUCUCCUAAUCAUGAAAAUUGUUCUAGAGCAUCUCAUUCAUUCAUGAGACCAACUGUGGGUAACAGAUUUCAGAACUGACUCUAAGUUAUUUAUUUAUUUUGCACCUUAUUUGUGUGCGUUGUGCGUUACAUUAUUAUGUGUCGAAGGUCUUAUUUUAUACGUGAAAUUUUGAAAACCAGUAUCCUCAUAACGGAUGCUUAUGACAUUGGCAUGAUUGUGUACGCCAUCUUGAAAAAACUAACUAAAUGUAUGUAUUUUCCAGUGUACAGGAUUCAAAUAAUGGCACUUUGAAUAAGCGAUUUUAAAAUGUGAUCAAAAUGCUGAAAAUUUAAUAGAAUAUAUUCCUGUACCUUUUGUCUUAAUGGUUGUUUUCACAAUAAUGGUUUGGUUUUCACUGAAUGUAACACGUAUUCUCAUUAAAGGUAAAAGGAAGGAGACACUAA